Molecule: messenger RNA, 3603 nt
Organism: Aedes albopictus (Asian tiger mosquito)
Lineage: Eukaryota; Metazoa; Arthropoda; Insecta; Diptera; Culicidae
Exons: 4
Coding region: 878-2125 (415 amino acids)
Biological process (GO): detection of chemical stimulus involved in sensory perception of smell; sensory perception of smell
Cellular component (GO): plasma membrane
Molecular function (GO): olfactory receptor activity; odorant binding
Source: RefSeq, a predicted model, not a curated record
UCCCAAACAUUUUGGCCACCCCCUGUACAUCAUUAAAAAAAUAGGUUGUCUUACCUUUUGAAAGUCCUUAUCCUGCUUAUUGGACAUCCUUUAAUGCGUGAACAAUCGGACCGUUUGGGGGUCAACUUGAAUGAACUCCGGAGGUCAUUAAUAGUAGAAAGAAUGGAUUUUCCUUUUGCUCUCCUAUAAUAUCUGUUGUGAUUAUAAUAUUAGGUUCAUAAUUGAACAAAAAAUUCGAAAAUUGAAACAAAACCAAAUUUUAUGGUACAUUCGAGGCUGCGUAGGGAGACCAUUUUGUUGAAUUCGUCCCCGGUAGUUCGUCAGCUAUCAUUCUCGAAUAUUACGCUAGUCUAAACGUCAUGCAGAAUAUUUAUUCAGAUCAGUUUUUGGAGCGGACCUGGUGUGAUGGUUAGAACACUUGACUAUCACGCCGAGGACCUGGGAUCGAAUCCCACUCCCGACAAACUCACAAAAUGUGAGUUCUUCCUACGCAAGGGAAGUAAAGUGUGGGUCCCGAGAUGAACUAGCCUAGGGCUAAUAAUCCCGUUAAUACAGAUGAAAAAAAAUAAAUAAAAAAAAAGAGAUCAGUUUUUUUUUGUAUCUCUUCACGUUGCCUCAUUCCGGGGAAUGAGAAAGCAGUCCAACUCGUCAAGGAGGUUAACGGUGACCUGUCUAUCACAUCGAUUUCAAUUGGUAGACAACGGGUUUGGUCUCACACGACAUCUUUUCUAUAAUUGCUGUAAAAUUCCGCUAAUUAUACGCGGACGUCAAUGCAGAGAGGUUUUUUUUUUGCACAGCUACUCGAUGUCUUUAGAGGUCAGAAAACGCCAAACUACCGCUCAAGUUUUCAUAGUCAGCUCUCGCACUUCGAAGCGAAAUGUUCAAUAACAUCCAAUAUCGUUGGAAUCGUGGUCACGCUUGGAGGUCGGCGAAAAUCGAAGGAAUUCGCAGCUUCUGGUCUGAAGAAGGUCCCGGUGGCGAUGGUUUAUGGUGGAUGGAUGUAUUGAUGCUUCUCGGAGGAAUACGAGCACCCCUGACGUCAAACUGGGCCCAAGAGCGCAAGAUUCGUAUCACUUUGCAGGUUUUGUUUGCCUACACCAUUUAUGUUUUCUAUGUUCAGCUGUUCGAAGGUUUGCGCGAAAAUAAGCCGGUGUCAAUCGUUAUUAUGGAAGUGACUAAGGUUACGAGCAUCAGCAUUUCGUGCGUGAGAAUGGUGUCCCUUGCGUUGCUUGCCAAACCGAUCACCAUUUUGCGCUGUUUCAUCACGAGCAAUUCCGUCUGUUCCGGUGACGCGGAAUAUGAUGAGCGCGAGCAUCGUAAAUUCAACCAAUACGCUCGUCGAUCCAUGCAGUUCUUUUUCAGCUGGAUUGCCAUGGACACUGUGCUGUUUUCGAUCCCAACCGAGGACGAUCUGUUUAGCUUACCGCGUCCGGCAUCCUGGAUUGGGAAGAAUGCCUGGAAAGUAGUGAACACCCUGUUUGUCAGUUUGAUUCCGACGUCUGUCCUACCGAAAACUGUAGGAUGCACCGCAUGCGUUGGAGUCAUUCUGACGGGAAUGCGAACGAAACUGCGACUGGUGGCUCAUCGUCUCGAGAUGAUUUCUAAACAAUCGGUCUCGGACGAAGUACAAAAUUUCGAACGCGUGAGCCGUGAAGUGCGCGAAGCUCUGGAGCAACAUUUGGAUUAUUUGAACAAUUUCAAACUUUUGGAAAACAUGAUGGGAAAAGUAUUUUUGCUAGUUCACUAUUUUUCGGUAUUUGCCGUUGGAGCGAUGUUCUACGCCUGUCAUGAGGUACCGAUAGGUUUUAUGACACUCAUUUUCGCAGCAGCUGUAUCAUUCUUUCUACUGGAGUAUUUUUUCUUGUGUCAUUUGGUCGAUUCGUUGCAGGACGAAGCGGACGCCAUUGGACAUCACCUCUUCGAUCUUUGUGCCCAAAUACCUUUCAUACCAGAACGACGUUCCGAGUACGUCCAAAUGCGGACUACCCUGAUGAUCAUCUGGCUGAACACACGUAACCGCGUAGUCAUGAAUUGUAUGGGAAUGUUCGAAAUCAACACACCCAAAUUUGUCGCUCUGAUCAACGUUGCAUACUCGGUCUUGACGUUUUUGAUACAAAUGGGGUAAUUCUACCAAUUGUUAUGUGUUGUAUUCUGUACUGAUUGGAUUACUCAAGAUUUGAAAUAUAUGAUCACAUAAUACAUAAUAAGAUUUUCAUUUCACUUUUAUAAAGAAGAGUUAUUACCUGUUAAUAGUUAAUAGAUCUCUUCAAAUUAAACUUCAGAAGCAGAUUUUUCCGCAACAUUGGUCACUUAGUGUAUUUCAGUAAGAUGCAAAUGUCUUGCACAUAAACUUUCCCAAAUAUCUGAAACCGGUUUCGAGCUGUAAUUCUCUAUAAUAAAGAUAAGCUGAUAGCUGCGCCCAAAACUCUUCGUCAUCAAUGCAAUGUACGGUACCGACGACUGUCACGAUACAGUUUAGAUCGACUGAACCAAUCGAAUGUUGCCAUUGCAUACGCGCUGUAUCUCUAGGCAACGUUUCCGGACGAGGGCGAACUCGAUGUAGCCCCUCUAUAUUGGACUGCUGGAGUACAGUAAAAGCAGCCAUAAAACGACGCAGGCGGGAGUAUUGUCGGGUAUACGAAGCAAAGUCGAUUAUUGCGAUUCAAUGCGAAAAAUUCGCAUUAAUUUAUCCAAGAAUUCCUCUGAGAAAUCUUCUAUUGAUAAGGAUUUUUUUUGCUCGAUGGUUUCCUUCAGAAAUUACUUCAGGAAUUCGGUCUUAAAACCAACCAAAAUUUCUUUCAGAAACUCCAUCAGGGCUUGAAAUAUUCAUACAGAAAAACUUGUAGUUAGAAGACAAAGAAUGUUGCUAAUUGACAAAUUGAGGGAUGAAUUUUUGAAAAAAAUCGCGCUCUGGUGGGAUUCGAACCCACGACCCCGUAUUCGCUAGACCGGUGCUUUAACCAACUAAGCCACAGAACAGGUGAUAAUUCUGCGGAAUAGAAAGCCAAACUGAACCCGAGCCCUCACCAUGAACAUUCACUUUUUCAAGAACCAUCUCUCUUUCGGCUUAGAUGUCAAUCCACAACACAGCCUCGUUUGUGCCCAACAACUACAAGUGAGAGCGUAUUAUUUUUAUUUGAAGCCGAGACUUACUCUCGCACUCCGCAUACCUAGCCACCAAGCAGUCUGUUUGCUGGUGUCUAAUUCAGUAUGCAUCGAGAGCUCGGCACGGUCGCACGCUCCACGACCAACUGCGCCGAUGACGCAAGGUAGGGUACACUGAUAUAUGUUGCCCUUUACUGGCAUUUACCAGAUUAGCUGGUAUGUCAUAAACAUACAUACAUAUUUCAGCUUGAAAUAUUCUCUCAAUAAUGUGUUCCAUCUAAGACUCUGCCAUGGAUUACUUUAUAAAUUAUUUCUUGAAAAAUGUUUUGAAAAUCCUUAGAAAACUGGGAUUGUAUCAGAUUUUUUUCAAAGAUUUUUUCAUAAAUUCUUCCAGUGUUUUCAUUAGAUUUUUUUUCCUGAGAUUCAUUCAGAAAUUCGUACUAGUAUUUCUUUAAGAAGUCCAUCAGAGAUUUGUUCAGGAAUUAAUAUAGGGUUUCC